UGGAGGACGUUACUCCGUCUAUAUUGACUCAAACGCCCCAACAAUGCCAUCAUCAACUCUUUCUCUCUAUUCUAUUCUUCACAAGCUCUCACAUCUCUCUUUCUCUCUUUGUGCUUCUCAACAACAACAUUGCCUAUAUCUUCUUGGUUCAUGCGUUUUGAUGUUUCAUUGCAUGCCCCUGUAGCUGAAUAGUUAAUAAUAUGAGAGGAACAAUGGGUACUUCUCCUCAUGCCGUUGAAGCUCGACACCGUUUGCCAGCAUCCAUUGAAGAUUUAUACAAACGAAGACUGCCAAGAAGCAAAGCAAAAGAUGCAGAGAAGCCUUUCCACUUAUCAAUCCAAGAUAGGAGCUCAAGAUGCAAGUUAUCUUUCUUAAAACUUAUCCUAUUGAUAACCAUAUGUGGCACUUUUGUAACACUACUCUACUCUCCCGAGGUUUACAACACCAACCAUUUAUCAACCUCUGGCUCUCGGUGGAUAUGGGGUGGCUCGGAUCCUCGUUACUUGUCCAAUGUAGACACUGACUGGGAUGACAUAUUGAAAAUUACGGAUAAGCUGGCAGGAAAAGAUGAACUUCAAGGAAUUGGGCUUGUAAAUUUCAACAAGAGUGAACUAGCUCAUUGGGAGAAUCUUGUUCCUGAUGCAACACAUGUUGUUCUGCCCCUAGAAUAUGCUGCAAGAAAUGUGACAUGGGAAUCCUUGUACCCUGAAUGGAUUGACGAGGAGGAAGAAACUGAAGUUCCUGUUUGUCCUUCUCUACCAAGUCUUAGAUCCCCAGGAAUAAGGCUUAACCUCAUUGCUGUGAAGCUUCCUUGUAGGAAUGGAGGGAAUUGGUCUAGAGAUGUUGCUCGUUUGCACCUGCAGCUUGCAGCUGCUGGCCUUGCAACCUCUUUCAAAGGCAACUACCCCGUUUAUGUGCUUUUAGUUACCAACUGUUUUCCGAUACCAAAUCUGUUUACAUGCAAAGAACUAGUUGGACGUGAAGGGAAUGUGUGGCUAUACAAACCAAACUUGAGUGUUUUGAGAGAAAAGGUCCAGCUUCCUGUAGGGUCUUGUGAACUUGCACUUCCUAUGAGAGGCAAAGAGCUGGUUUACAAUGGGAAUGCUCCCAGAGAAGCCUAUGCAACAAUUCUGCAUUCAGCUCAUGUUUAUGUUUGUGGAGCAAUAGCUGCUGCACAAAGUAUCCGCAUGUCUGGAUCAACUCGAGACCUAGUAAUACUUGUUGAUGAGACGAUCAGCAGCUAUCAUAGAAGUGGUUUGGAAGCAGCAGGAUGGAAGGUUAGAACCAUACAAAGGAUCAGAAACCCCAAAGCUGAAAAAGAUGCUUACAAUGAAUGGAACUACAGCAAGUUCCGGCUAUGGCAGUUGACAGAUUAUGACAAGAUAAUAUUCAUUGAUGCAGAUUUGCUCAUUCUAAGAAACAUAGAUUUCCUAUUUGGAAUGCCAGAAAUCACUGCCACAGGAAACAAUGCUACUCUCUUUAACUCAGGUGUCAUGGUGGUUGAGCCAUCAAAUUGCACAUUCCAGCUCCUGAUGGAUCAUAUUAACGAGAUUGAGUCCUACAAUGGAGGGGACCAGGGAUACCUGAAUGAAAUAUUUACAUGGUGGCACAGGAUACCAAGACACAUGAACUUCUUGAAGCAUUUUUGGAUUGGUGAUGAGGAAGAGAAGAAACAAAUGAAGACUAUGUUAUUUGGCGCGGAUCCUCCAAUUCUGUAUGUCCUUCACUAUCUAGGUGUGAAGCCAUGGUUAUGCUUCAGGGACUAUGAUUGCAACUGGAAUGCUGAUAUCUUUCAUGAGUUUGCAAGUGAUGUUGCACAUGCAAAGUGGUGGAAGGUGCAUGAUGCAAUGCCUGAGCUUUUGCAGCAGUUUUGCCUGUUGAAGUCAAAGCAGAAGGCACAGUUGGAGUGGGAUCGUAGGCAGGCUGAGAUAGCAAACUACACCGAUGGGCACUGGCGAAUCAAAGUUAAAGAUAGGCGCUUGAAGAAAUGUAUAGAUAAUUUGUGCAACUGGAAAAGCAUGUUGCGGCACUGGGGAGAGACAAAUUGGACUGAUGAUGAGUUCUAUAAUCCAACACCACCUUCCAUUGUCACAGCAUCCCUUUCUGCUUUAUGAGUUCUCAGUUGCACUUUCUAAUUUCCUCGCACAUGUUGAAGUUUCCUAGUGAUAGGGAAUGGGGAUGAAGGAAACAUUUUUUCCUCAUACAUAUUUUUUAUGCAUAAAAAUGGUGUAUUCUAUGGUCAGAUUCUGAUCAUAUAUUAAUAGAUGUCACCACAAAUCAAUUUUACAGGAA
Messenger RNA from Cajanus cajan (pigeon pea), 2292 nucleotides. RefSeq names its product UDP-glucuronate:xylan alpha-glucuronosyltransferase 1. Gene Ontology annotation, molecular function: glycosyltransferase activity. Lineage: Eukaryota; Viridiplantae; Streptophyta; Magnoliopsida; Fabales; Fabaceae. The record is from RefSeq and is a predicted model, not a curated record.